Trichoplax adhaerens is the source of this 375-nucleotide messenger RNA. RefSeq lists its product as uncharacterized. The transcript is spliced from 2 exons. The coding region runs from base 1 to 375 and encodes 124 amino acids. The record is from RefSeq and is a predicted model, not a curated record. NCBI's taxonomy places the organism in Eukaryota, Metazoa, Placozoa, Uniplacotomia, Trichoplacea, Trichoplacidae.
AUGGAUAAAUUUCAGAGAGAAUUUAAGAGAGUACCGAGUAUCGAGGAAAUCGAUAGAAGCGAUCCGGUAGCUUGGUAUAGAGCUCGUAAUCAGUAUGUCAGAGAUAGAUGGAUCGAUCGAGAAGAGAUCCGAGUCUUAAGAGAGCGUAUGAGCGAAUGUACCAGGCGUCAAGGAGUCAAUGCAAAGAAAAAUUGUAGGCAAGAGAUGGUCGAUUAUAUGGAAGCUCUCACUGCAUACAAAGAGAAACAGUAUUUACUUGAACUCGUUAUGGUCCAACUCACUGAUGAUGUUAUCUAUUCUAUGCUAAUAGAAUUUAGCCCUAGAAACCCAAGAUGGGGAACGCUACCGGCAGGAUACGAAAUCAACAUCGACUAA